GUGCAUUCAAGAUGGCGCUCUCCAUGUUUCCACGAUGGCAUGACAGAUGUUAAAAAAUCAAUCGUAUUCCGUUACAUUUUGUUCAAUCUGAGUCGUUUAUUAAUUGUUAUAUAAAAGUACAAAUAUGGGUAUCUUAGAGAAAAUCCAGGAGAUUGAGCGGGAAAUAUCCCGUACCCAGAAAAACAAAGCAACGGAGUACCAUCUUGGGCUGUUGAAAGCAAAGUUAGCGAAAUACAGACAACAGUUGAUAGAACCCACUGGGAAGGCUGGAGCUAAGGGAGAGGGGUUUGAUGUUAUGAAAUCAGGAGAUGCUAGAGUUGCACUAAUUGGAUUCCCCUCGGUCGGAAAGUCUACACUACUGAACACACUGACAUCUACACACAGUGAGUCUGCUAACUAUGAAUUUACUACGCUCACCUGUAUUCCAGGUGUUAUAGAGUACAAUGGUGCUAACAUUCAACUACUUGAUUUACCUGGUAUCAUAGAGGGAGCUGCUGCAGGUAAGGGUCGAGGACGUCAGGUUAUUGCCGUUGCCAGAACAGCUGAUGUCGUCAUUAUGAUGUUGGAUGCCACGAAAAAAGAAAUUCAGAGAGAACUUCUGACAAAAGAAUUGGAGAGCGUGGGUAUACGACUCAACAAACAAAGACCAAAUAUAUAUUUCAAGCAAAAGAAAGGAGGAGGGAUAUCAUUCAAUUCAACAUUACCCCUGACAAAGUGCAACGAAAAAAUGGUGCAAAUGAUUCUGCAUGAAUGGAAAAUAUUCAAUGCUGAAGUUUUAUUCCGAGAAGAUUGUACAUCUGAUGAAUUUGUGGACAUCAUCCUUGGAAGUAGAGUGUACCUAGAAUGUAUCUAUGUAUAUAACAAGAUUGACCAGAUUUCUAUAGAAGAAGUGGACAGAUUAGCUAGAAUGCCUGACACUGUUGUUGUGAGUUGCAAUGUGAAGUUGAAUCUUGACUAUUUGUUGGAGAAAGUCUGGGAAUACCUAGCCUUGGUGCGAGUUUACACAAAGAAACGAGGGGAGAGACCAGAUUUUGAUGGAGGACUGAUCUUAAGAAGGGGCUGUACUGUAGAACAUGUGUGUCAUACAAUACACAGGACGAUUGUAAACACUUUCAAGUAUGCCUUAGUCUGGGGAACGAGUGUCAAAUACAGCCCACAACGUGUUGGCUUGAACCACCUUAUGAACCAUGAUGAUGUCAUUCAGAUUGAAAAGAUGGUGACAACUGCGAGCGACAAAAGACUGAAUCCUGUCGCUGUGCUGCUCGUCACGUCUGGUACACGGGGUGACAGACUUCUGUAUAAAUAUCCUGUAGAACCAGACGUACCGACAGACGGAGAUAAGUCCAAACCCUACAGUGUCAAGAAUCCUUAUGCUGUGAAAAUAAGUGAAAACCUUCAGGCAUGCAAGAGCCAAAGACCAAGCAGCAAAAAGCAUACAAACACACUGGACAAUGUCAGAUUCAGUGAUCAGAUACUUGCCAAUCUGUUAGCAGUGAAAUCUGACCUCUGUAGCAUGAGGUUUAAUGUGAAAGUGGAUGACAUUCACUUCAUUGGCUACCCAAUGUUAUUUGAUCCUUGCACAAGUCAGGCCGCAGGAAAAUCUUCACAUCAGAUCAUCUCUUUCAGCAUAAUUCUGGCUCUCAAGGCCCACCUAAAUUUGUCUGUGAUAAACUGUUACCAUGACCUGAUGAAACAGCUCACUGUAGCCGUGCAUUAUGAAGAACGACGGAGACAUUAUCUAUCCCAACAGGCAAAGAUCAUGCUGAGCGUCCAUGACGAGGUGGCUGCCAUGCCGGAGGAAGAUUCUAUGGAGUCUCCCUUUUCUUUAAUCCUGAAGAGGAGUUCACUAGCUCAAGAUCUUAAAUCUAUGUUUGAAAGUUUGUGUGAUAAUGGUAUGGUCAAGCUACUGGUCAAUAACUUUAUACUUGUGAGCUUCUGUCUCCCUCACAAGAUGCAUAGACAGCCCUGGGCCUCCAGAAAUCUUUUAAUUGAGCCUGGGAAGAUUCAACGGUGCCUGGAGAUGUUGAGACCAUACCAUGGAAUUCUUUUGCUGACGGACAAACAAAGCUUGCAGGAGUUCCUUCCCUUAGAUGGAACUCAGUCUCUCAAUAAACUGAUCACGGUUACCAACCCUCUCAAAAGUCUGCAGACCCUGGCUCUGGAGGCUGACCUCAAUCUCUCCCAGGUGUUCCAGAUGGUCAGUCAUCUGGUGUACUGGGCCAAGGCAACGGUGAUCUUCCCUGUAUGUGGUACCAACAUCUAUGUCCUAUCUCCUGCGGUUGUCUUAAACUCGAGUUUGAAUGAAAGAUUUACUGCAACAUUUCAAGAUAGAUCACUGCCCGUUGAAUUGUCAAAGUUCUCCUAUCCAGUACAACUGAGAGAUACUAGAGAUAUAUUGGAUCAUCCAAAAAACCAGGAGGAGAAAGUACAGAUAGUGUUUUGGCUGCUGCAGCAUAGACUCAUCUUUCAGCAACACACAUACACAUUUUUUGUGCCAUCUUUGUCUAGAAGGAAGAAGAAGACUUCAGAGGAUGUAAGUCGUAUUAUGCCAAUAUUGCCAGAGGAGGAAAGUUUGGCUUUUGAAAACCGGGCAUCCAGUAUUUCAGAUGUGGCAUCAGUCAACAGUGAUGAAAGCGUGAGCAUAGGGUCAAACUCUAUCAAUGCAAUGUUUUCAAAGUCACCUUCCUCAGAGAUAGCUAGUGACAGUUCACAAGUAUCAGAGGACAUGAGGGCAGGCAAUAGAAACAGCCAAGACGGCUUGUCUCACUUAUCAAAAGAGGAGCAAGAUUGUGUUUUAAGUGUUCCUGCUGCCAAAAAUCCAGAGGAUUUGAAACUCUUUUCAAGGUUGUGUUCCUACUUCAAUGGAAAGCAUCAUUUAGAAGAAAUCAUGUACUACGAAAACCUCCAUAGAGCCCACUUAGUGACAUUAUUAGACAAAUUUAGAGAUGUUCUUAUCAUGUGCCAAUACCAGGACCCUGCCACAGCGCUUGGGGUCAGAUGAUAUUUAUCAGGCUCACUUUAAACUUUUUUUAUAUUAAUAUUAAAAUGAACUUUAUGCUAUAGAGAUUGUUCUGUUUUGAUAAAAUAUAAAUUAAUACAGUACAAUAUCAAACAAGAGCUGUUGUAGAACAGCAUAGGUCGUCUCGCAAAUGUUUGUCAAUAAAUAAACAAA
This is a messenger RNA of Pecten maximus, 3172 nucleotides long. RefSeq names its product GATOR complex protein NPRL3-like. Gene Ontology annotation, cellular component: cytoplasm. Gene Ontology annotation, molecular function: GTPase activity; GTP binding. Lineage: Eukaryota; Metazoa; Mollusca; Bivalvia; Pectinida; Pectinidae. The transcript is spliced from 28 exons. Gene Ontology annotation, biological process: negative regulation of TOR signaling; cytoplasmic translation. The record is from RefSeq and is a predicted model, not a curated record. The coding region runs from base 125 to 3001 and encodes 958 amino acids.